GCUGCCAACGACGCGGGCGCGAGUGCAGGCGGGGAAGGAAAGCCGGACCUCUCUGGUCCAGCUGGGGCCGUAGCGACCCGGCCAAACGGGGCUGUCCAUUGCUACGGGGUGUUCGGUGUUUCCGGAAUAGACAUGCACCCCGAGGUCUUGGAGCCCACGGCGGACGAGGAAAAGAAACAGGACUGCCUGCAGGAACCGGGUGUGGUGCCUGGCGUGGAGGAGUCUGCGGGUGACCACGGGAAAGCAGGCCAAGGGAGCCGCAAGGAAGAAAUCAAUGAUCCUAAGGAAACAUGUGCAGGUCCUCCUGACACAUCCUACAAAAGUGAGCAGAAACAAAGCGGUGACAGCAGGUUGGACGGUUGCUUAGCACACCAAAGAAAUGACAAGGAAGAUCAAGGCCCCAGAAUGACUAAACACUUCCUGCAGAAACUCUGCAAGCAACACAAGCUGUAUAUCACCCCAGCGUUGAAUGAUACGCUGUAUUUACACUUUAAAGGUUUCGAUCGCAUCGAGAACUUGGAAGAGUACACGGGGCUGCGCUGUCUCUGGCUGGAGUCCAACGGGAUACAGAAAAUCGAGAACCUGGAGGCCCAGACCGAACUGCGUUGCCUCUUCUUGCAAGUGAACUUGCUUCAUAAAAUCGAGAACCUCGAACCCCUGCAGAAACUGGAUGCCCUGAACCUCAGCAACAAUUACAUCAAGACCAUUGAANNNNCAGCCUGUCUGCCAGCCCUGAACACGCUGCAGAUAGCCCACAAUCACCUGGAGACGGUGGAAGACGUCCGGCAUCUGAAGGAGUGCCUGAAGCUCUGCGUCCUGGAUCUUUCCCACAACCGGCUGAGUGACCCAGAGAUCCUGGGCAUCCUGGAGAGCAUUCCUGAUUUGCGUGUCCUGAAUUUGAUGGGAAACCCAGUUAUUAAGAACAUCCCUAACUAUCGAAGGACAGUCACUAUUCGACUAAAACACUUAACGUUCCUGGAUGACAGACCAGUUUUUCCAAAGGACAGAGCUUGCGCAGAGGCCUGGGCUAGGGGAGGGUACGCGGCCGAGAAAGAGGAGAGACAGCAGUGGGAGAACCGGGAACGGAAGAAGAUCACGGACAGCAUCGAAGCCUUGGCGAGGAUCAAGCGGCGGGCUGAGGAGAGGAAGCGGCAGGUGGCGAGCCAAGAGAAAGGGGAGGUGCCAGAGCCAGACAAGAAUGCGAACGUGGAUGUCGAUGAGAAGGGGAAGGAAGAGCCUCAUGAGGAUGGAGAAAGGCAGCAGAAAAUAGAGCUGUUUGUCACGGAAAGCUUUGAGGCCAAGGAUGAGCUCUUCCCAGAAAAGGCGAGUGUGUUAGAGGAGCUGCCUGCAGAUGUCAAAACAGAGAUUGAAGACCAGGAUCCAGAAGGGGUGCUCCCAGCCGAGGCCCCCGAGCCAGCAACCCUUGGAGCUACCUGGGAAGAAUCAGCUCCCCAGAUUGUGGCCACGGAGAACGCUUUGGGUACAGAGCCCGUUGGGCAUGAAGAUUUGGAAACCAUCACGCUGAAGACGGAGGAGAAGCUCUUCAUCGCUGACCUACCCGACUUGGAAGAUGUUGAUACAGGCGAAACUCUGGAAGACAAGGACGAGAUGUGCUUUCCAAAGAUCACAACCAUCUCGGGCUUGAGUGACGACAGUGAUCCUGAGCUGGACGACACCUCCCUCGCGGUGCUGGAGAGCACGUCCACACCCCCCCUUUCCAACAUAUUCGCAAUCUCCAAGGACACCGCCAGGAAGGCUGAGGCGCCCUAUACGCACAUAUUUAAAGCGGCAGCUGAGAGGGACUUGGAGACUCAAAGCAGGGACACCACGUGCCCACGCCCACUGAUUCAGGAGCUUGAUGACGAUGAGCCUUUGGACCAACCACCAACACCCCCAACCUGCAAAGGGGACGCCCCACCACCCCCUUCCAGUGACGGGUACGAUGGCCUACCUUCGGCCUCUCCUCCAGGUAAUGCUGCCCUCUCAAGGCAUUCCCAGGCGGGUGGCAUCUCCGGGCUACUUAGGGGCAUGCAGAUCUUGGCAGUCAGGUUCAGCAUGUGUAGACGGGGCUGGGGAGCCAGCUUUCACCCCUUUCCUCGCCAUCCCAAUCCUCAGCCUUUCCAGACCAAGGCUUCUAAGGGAAGGGGGAGACCGGUGACACCACAGCUGGGAGUGUGGGGACGCAGGCCUGACUGCGUCCCCUCCAUGGUGAAGGUCCAGAAUCAGGCAGGACGGGUGAGACAGUGCUGGGCGGGAGGGAGGUUGUCCAGGCAGGGACAGUGGUGA
Molecule: messenger RNA, 2286 nt
Organism: Myotis davidii
Lineage: Eukaryota; Metazoa; Chordata; Mammalia; Chiroptera; Vespertilionidae
Gene: DNAAF1
Product: dynein, axonemal, assembly factor 1
Biological process (GO): cilium assembly
Cellular component (GO): axoneme
Molecular function (GO): dynein complex binding; protein binding
Source: RefSeq, a predicted model, not a curated record